Messenger RNA from Caenorhabditis sp. 36 PRJEB53466, 579 nucleotides. The record is from the annotation of a GenBank genome assembly. NCBI's taxonomy places the organism in Eukaryota, Metazoa, Nematoda, Chromadorea, Rhabditida, Rhabditidae.
AUGACAUGUGACACAAAAGCACUGCUGAUUUUCUGCGAAGACGAUGAGAACAGCGUGGUUGUGCGAGAGAGAGACCUGGUUGGAAUGAUUCCAGGCCUCAAAAAGUUUGUGACAAGUCAGGUUAGUCCUUCUCAAAGAUGGUUCACAGUGCAGUAUGUAGGAUCCAAACUGGGAGCACAACGGCUUCGUCAUGACAACUCCGUUGACCGUGCCAGCUUCAAAAAGAUCUGUCAAAUUCCUAUUGGAAAACAUUCGGUGGUAUACUCCGCCGGAGAACGACUCUCAAAACGGACGAUACUGCGAGGCGAAUGACAUGUCGAUGAGCGAACUAUCACAGAUUCUCGAGGUAUGCAUGUACCUAAAUCCUCGGUUUUUAUUUUAGUGGUAAAUUUUCAGUUGGCCAUUCACUGGGAGUGCUAUGACUUCGCCGCUUGUAUUUCCGCCGCAAUGAAGUACAGAUCGGAGAAAAACGAAGUGGAAGGGACGGUUGAGAUCAUAAAUGUGGAAAUGGGAGAACAUGACAAAGUAGAUUGGGACGACAAUGACGUCAUUUACGGUGGUCACGAAAACUGGAUCUGA